Molecule: messenger RNA, 1653 nt
Organism: Actinia tenebrosa (Australian red waratah sea anemone)
Lineage: Eukaryota; Metazoa; Cnidaria; Anthozoa; Actiniaria; Actiniidae
Cellular component (GO): membrane
Source: RefSeq, a predicted model, not a curated record
UAUUAUUCGUUUCCAGGCAUUUCUCCAGCUGAAACAGGAAAAUUCGGAAGAGUAUUGUCUGUCAUCUUUUAUCGCGAAAAAAUUACGUAAAAUGCGCCAUGAUGCUUAUACCAAGUGCUCAGAAUCCUUAACUAGACUUUAAAGGCCCAGAUCAUGGGAUGUAGUCCAGCUAAAUCUCUAGGAAUAGUUGGUAAAAUCCAUAUUUUUCUUGGAGUUUUGGCCAUAGUGUUUGGAGUGGUUGCCCUUGAAGUAGCUCCACAUAAUUCCAAUGGAGUAUUUGGAAUGGGAAUCUGGCUCGGUGGAUGGAUGCUGAUUACUGGUGUGGUUGGUUUGGUAUCAGCAUAUAAUACCAAAAACUUCUGCACACUUGGGGGUUUCAUUGGCUGUUGUCUUGUUGGUAUGGUAUCUAUUUUAGUAUGUAGCAUCAUUCUUGGGGUUGCAGUACUGAAAAAUUUUGCCUUUGAGUCAACCGUUACAAGAGAAUACUACAAGGAGUAUGAUUAUGCAAAGUAUAUCCAUGAUGACUAUUAUAAACCACAAGAGUAUUUUGACCAGCGGAACAAGAAAGGCCGCAUCGGCUGUGGUGUAUAUGGGUCUUUAUUGAGUGUUAUGAUUUUGGAUGUGUUGACGUCUUUGGCAUCAUGCUACAUUGGGAAAAAUCUCAUUAAUACGGAACAAGUAAAUAUUGCAGGUGGUUCACAGCGACAAAGAAGAUCAAGACAAAUUCCAGGUUCAUCUGGUAUUAGAGGGAGGGUGAUUGUUAUCAACCAGUCACCUACAUUUGUUACUGGAAUACCAACUCAAGGUGGUUUUGUCGCAACUCCUUAUUAUCCUGGUCCAAAGCUACCAAAUUAUCUGGACAUUUACCCUGAAGGAGGCCCAACCUGGCAGUCUCCAGGAACAGAAGUCCCACAGUCCACAACACCCACUGCAUCCCUUGGACCACCUCCAGCAUAUACUCCAAAUGCAACAGACAGUACAACUACACAAGAGGAAAACCAAACUACAGACUCUUCCUAAUUGUUGCUUCAAUGUAGAUUAAUUUAUUAUCUGAAUUUUAUUUUUACAUGUACAUGUAUUGCAUGAGUGGCAUAGUGGUUUACUGCUUGCCUCUCACCGCUGUGGUCUGGGUUKGAGCCCYGGCUCAGACUGGAUCAKAUGUGAGUUGAGUUUKUUYGAUGUGUUGUUCUCUCCCUUGCCAUGAGGGUUUUCUCCGGUUUCCUCCCUCCAUAAAAAUCAACAUGUGAGUUGAGUGUUGUAUGUCGUAAAUAUAGAAUGUAGUGGUAGUGUGGGUGGAGGGAACCUCACGGAAGAGCCCCAUUUAGGGAGUGGUGGUCGUAAAAUGUGUUUUUUUAAAAAUAUGUUUAAUGAAUAUAGGGGAAAUAGAAAUAGACUUUGUUAUUUUGAUCAUUUGGCCUAAUUUGAUCUUAAUGUGUUCGCAGAUAAACAAGUAAACCCUUGCGUUUUAGCAUUAUAGCAUUUUUUUACACCAUUAUGACAAGAAAACUAUAUUAACAACAGUAUAUAUCACAGGCUCAAAUAGAUGUGCUCAUGUUUACAGUGCUUCCUAAUCACACACUCGCAAAAUCAUACACUUUGCUGUCACAACAAAACAGGGUUUUUGUGGAUAUUAAUAAAAGAUUUUCCAUGAAA